GCACAGACCUCAGGUGAUGUGACCCCUGUUCUCAUGAAUCCUCUCUCGCAGUCAUACUCCAUUCCUCUGGCAGAAGAAAUAUGCCGUACCGUAUCAGACAUGAAUGCAGAUCAUGUGACGGUCACACAGGAAACUUUAACGGAGCAGUUAGUGAAGAAUUAUCCAGGCAUUGCAGUUCCCUCCCACAAUAUCUUAUAUAAUAUCCUUGGCACUCUAAUUAAAGAAAGGAAAAUCUAUCAUACGGGAGAAGGAUACUUCAUUGUGACUCCCAACACAUACUUUAUCGCAAAUGAUGCCACAGAAGACAAUAGAAGGGUCCCGUUGGAGGACAGUUGUUGCUGUUCAUUGCCUUCCAUCACUUACCUGGUAAACAUUGAGCGCUGUGCAGACCUAGUGAAAGAAACCAUUCCUACGGUAUCCCAUUACAGAUCCUGCCAUUGUUUCCCUGACCAGAAUAUGCUCUGUGAACAAAGACAUCGACAUUGGCAGCUAAUGAACCAUGAACCUAAUGGAAGAGGUAAGAAAGGCUGCAGUGAAUUGAAGCCUUCAAUUCAAACUCAAGGGGUCUCCACAUCUGCUGAAAACCACUCCUGGGACACCAUCAAAUCCCUGACAUCUGUGAAAGAGAAACUGAAAAGCAAAAGGUUUGGCCUUGUCCUUUUCUGGAGAAGUGCUUCUAAAAAAGAAAAACAUAAGAAGGAGUACUCCACUUUUUCAGCCCAGUUUCCUCCCAAGGAAUGGCCAGUCAGGGAUGAAGAUGACUUAGACAAUAUUCCACGUGAUAUUGAACAUGAAAUCAUCAAGCGCAUUAACCCUGCUCUCACAGUUGAUAAUGUGAUGAAACACACAAUAUUAAUGCAGAAGUUUGAGGAGCAGAAAAAAUAUAUUGGUAAGGGUAGCUCGGCUGAAGCGUCAAUAGUCAGACAAAACCAUCUUUCAAAGGAUUGUAUUCAAAAGACACAAAGUAAAACAGCAAAACAUACCAGGAAAACCAAAUCAAAGAAAGAGAAGCAGAUAAGCAGAAGCAACAGGAAAUAUCACAUACAUGAGCUAACAUCCCAAAAUGAGAAACUGGAAGAGAACCCUUCACUGCCUAUCAGAAACCAACAGCCAUCUGAUGUAGUAGUGGUGGAAUCCCACGUCAUAUAUAAAAAACAAAUUAAGAACCCUUUUCAGGGUCUGUCAUGGAGACGCAACUUUUAUGCAAAAGGGUACAAGGGUACUAUUAACAGCCAGAUAAAGUCCAGGACUCGAAAGCAAGAAAGGGCUUUACAAAGACCACGGUCCUUGGACUCCUCAAAAACCUUUGACUAUGAAACUGAACAGCUGGCUACUGAAACACAGGCUGACAAAGCUAAGCAAAACAAACUACUCCACGCUAACAGGUCUUCCCUCCAACUAAAGAAAGACAGUUUAAGUGAAAACUUUAGUUAUCUGCAAGGCAGUACUUUCCAAAUAGAUAAUAAAAGUAAAUACUUUCUGGAGAGUAACAUUCCUGAAGAAAACAUCUGCAGAAGAACAAUCAAAAAAAAUCCUGGGGAUAUUAAAAAAUCCUCUCACUCCUACGCUGAAGAUAAUGUUGUGUGCAAAGAUGAUGCAAAAUUUUCAUUACAGCUGAAAGAUGAGUAUUGUCGGUGCAAAGCUGACACUGGAUGUGAGUUAUUAGAUCAAACAGCAGAUGAAUUUCAAAAUGUCUGUCUUUCAAAUUAUACAGCCAAUGUUAACCUGGUAAAAAAAAUUGGUGUGAAAUACAGACAAAAGACUGAUAAAAAGAGUGAACUUACAAUUAAAUACGAUGGUGUCAGUCAUCCCGGAUCAAUGAAGCUGGAAAGUGAAGGAUUUACUGAUAACUGCCAUCUUCUGUACCAAAAACCACAUGAUGGUGAUACCUGUAACUUGUUAUAUGUGGAUGACAGUUUUGAUGGCAAUGAACCAUGUCACCUGCCUCCUGGCCAUGCUUUUUCAGAUAAAAGAGACUGGAGUAAAGCUGUGCACAAGCUGGGCACAGCUAUGUCCCUAAAAAUCUGUAAGGUCAAUACUUAUCCCACCCAGUACAACACAACUGUAAAUAAACGUGACUCUGGCGAGCAUGGAUGUAAGGGAAGUGCUAGUUUUGCAGGAUCAAUAGAUGGCUCAAAAGAGCAUCCAAAAACAGAUUUCACAGAAGGAAGUUGUUUGUGCACUCGGGUUCUUCCGACAGGUCACAGAAAGGAAGAAGAAACUGGCCUUACUGAGUGUGCGAAGGCUUCACCUGUAGCAGAAAUCUGCUACGCUAAUGAGGCUGACUCAGAUGCUGACACUUUGCAGAACUUCACCUAUGAGAUGGGCGAAGUAGUGGCAUGCGGUGCUUUGGGCUCACAGACCAAAGAAACGAGAAACCCUCUGGGAAAGAGAGAUCUGUUUUUUAAGAAUGCAUGUACCGUGAUAUCAGGACAGAAGCGCUCCGAAGGGACAGAAAACCACAGCAUUACAGGAGACAGUGGAAUUGACUCCCCAAGAUGGACUGAAAAGAAGAUGAAGCUUCCUGCCAAAUUCUGA
Molecule: messenger RNA, 2538 nt
Organism: Nipponia nippon (crested ibis)
Lineage: Eukaryota; Metazoa; Chordata; Aves; Pelecaniformes; Threskiornithidae
Source: RefSeq, a predicted model, not a curated record